Messenger RNA from Chaetomium strumarium, 3657 nucleotides. RefSeq names its product calcium-translocating P-type ATPase. The record is from RefSeq and is a predicted model, not a curated record. Gene Ontology annotation, biological process: intracellular calcium ion homeostasis. The transcript is spliced from 3 exons. Gene Ontology annotation, molecular function: P-type calcium transporter activity; ATP hydrolysis activity; ATP binding. Gene Ontology annotation, cellular component: plasma membrane; intracellular membrane-bounded organelle. Lineage: Eukaryota; Fungi; Ascomycota; Sordariomycetes; Sordariales; Chaetomiaceae. Bases 1 to 3657 code for a protein of 1218 amino acids.
AUGUCGGCAGACCAGCUCCGGCGACUCAACGAGGCGCGCAGCAUUGCUGCCCUCCGGGCGCUGGGCGGCCAGGCCGAACUGGCGCACGCAAUACGCAGCGACGCCAAGGCCGGCCUCAGCCUGGACGGAGAUCACUCGGACCGUCGGAAGGUGUAUGGCGAGAACCGGCUGCCCAAGCCCAAGCAGCGCUCGCUGCUGCAGCUCGCGUGGCUGGCCUUCAACGACAAGCUUAUCUUCCUGCUGACGGCGUCCAACGUGGUCUCCCUGGCGCUCGGCAUCUACGAGGCCGUCACCGACGACGGCGAGGGCGGCGACGGUGGGGGCAAGCUCGAGUGGAUCGAGGGCGUGACCAUUGCCGUGGCGAUCCUCGUCAUCGUGUUCGGCCAGGCCAUCAACGACAAGCUGCGGAACAGGAGGUUCUUGAAGCUCAACGAGAAGAAGGACGAGAGAGAUGUCGCCGUCGUGAGGUCCGGGAGGAACACCGUCAUCUCCGUCUUUGACAUCUUGGUGGGCGAUCUCGUAAGGCUGGAAGCUGGGGAUGUCGUGCCGGCAGAUGGCGUCCUUGUCGACGGGUUCGGCGUGCAGUGCGACGAGUCUCCGCUCUCGGGCGAAUCCGAAUUGGUGGCCAAGAUUCCCGUUCGCGAGGCCGUGGCCGAGCCCGUGGCCGAGGCCGGCGGGCACAGUGACUGCUUCAUCAUGAGCGGCACUCGAGUCGUGCACGGCGUGGGCACCUAUCUCGUCACCGCCGUCGGCACAAAUUCCGUGUACGGCCGGAUCCAGAUGAGCCUCCACAACGACGUCGAGGAGACGCCUCUGCAGCGCAAGCUCGGCCGCCUGGCAAAGUACAUCAUCAUCGCCGGGUUCGUCGUCGGCUCGCUCUUCUUUACCAUCCUGCUCAUCCGCUGGCUCGUCCGGCUGCGGUAUUUUGUCGGAACCCCCGAGGACAAGGGCGAAUCCUUCCUGGACAUCUUCAUGCUCUCGGUGACGGUCGUCGUCAUCGGGGUGCCCGAGGGGCUGUCACUUGCCGUGGCGGUCGCGCUGGCCUUCGCUACCACCCGGAUGCUGAAGGACAACAACCUGGUGCGCCUGCUCCGGUCGUGCGAGACCAUGGGCAACGCCACCACCAUUUGCUCCGACAAGACGGGAACGCUGACCCAGAACGUGAUGUCGGUGGUGUCCGGCGUCAUUGGCAAACCGCUUGGCCGGGAGAAGCAGCAGGAGCCGCGGGUUUCGCCGCCAGUUACCGACGACAAGAGGCAGUCCGAAUUCGAAAAAGAAGGGCCGACACCGAUGGUUACAGGGGCUAACCUCUCUGGCACCACGCUCUCGGCCGACGUCGUGGAGCUGCUGAAACAAAGCGUGGCCCUGAACUCGACGGCGUUUGAGCAGGGCGGGCCGGGGACGUCGGACUUCAUCGGGUCCAGCACGGAAAGCGCGCUGCUGAAGUUUGGCCGCGACCAUCUCGCCAUGGGACCGCUCGCGGAAGAGAGAGAGAACGCCGAGGUGGUGGAGCUUUUCCCGUUCAACCCCGUCCGGAAGUGGAUGGCCGCGCUCAUCAAGACCGGAGCAGGAGGCAAGCACCGCAUGCUGGUCAAGGGAGCGCCCGAGGUCAUCCUUGCCAAGUGCUCGACGGUCCUCAGCGCGCCCGAGGAGGGCUUGGCCUCGGAGGUACUCACGGAACAGAUAGGCAGCGACCUGUCGUCGUUUGCGCACGAGCUCUCGGGCCAAAUGCUGAGAACGGUCGCGCUCGCGUACCAAGACUUCGACGUCUGGCCCCCGGCCACGGACACGACCGCCGACGACGACGACGGGACUCUGACCUCCCAGACGGGCGUGGGCGUCGAAGCCGGCAGGGUGGACUUCGAAGGUCUCUCGCAGCACCUGACGCUGGCCGGCAUCCUGGCCAUCCGUGACCCGCUCCGGCCCGAAGUGCCCGACUCGGUCCGCAAGUGCCAGGACGCCGGCGUCUUUGUCCGGAUGGUGACCGGGGACGCCUUCGAGACGGCGCGGGCCAUCUCCCAGGAAUGCGGCAUCUACACGGCAGGCGGCAUCGCCAUGGACGGCCCCACUUUCCGGAAACUCACCUCGCAGCAGCUGGGCCUCGUGCUUCCUCGCCUGCAGGUGCUUGCGCGGUCGAGCCCCGCCGACAAGGAGAGGCUGGUCCGCCAUCUCAAGCGGCUCGGCGAGACAGUGGCCGUGACGGGCGACGGCACCAACGAUGCCUUCGCCCUGAAGGCAGCCGAUGUCGGGUUUGCCAUGGGUGUUAGCGGGACCGAGAUCGCGAAGGAAGCCAGCUCCAUCAUUCUUAUGGACGAUAACUUUGCGAGCAUUGUCAAGGCGCUGGCAUGGGGGAGGACGGUCAACAACGCGGCCAAGAAGUUCAUCCAGUUCCAGUUUACCAUUAACAUUACGGCAGCCAUCUUGACCAUCGUCUCUACCCUGGUCGACGACGUCGAUGCCUCCAUCUUUGCCGUCAUCCAGCUCCUGUGGCUGAAUCUGAUCAUGGAUAUCUUCGCGGCUGCCGCCCUCGCAACCGACUCCCCGACGCCGGAUCUCUUGAAGCGGCGACCCGAGCCACGAAACGCCCAGAUCAUCGACGCCACCAUGUGGAAGAUGAUCCUCGGCCAGUCCAUCUACCAGCUGGCCGUGAUCUUCUCCCUGCACUACGCCGGCCGCGGCGUUUUCACGGCUUCUGGCGCGGACGAAGGCGUGCGGGACGUGCAGCACCACACGCUUGUCUUCAACACGUACAUGAUGAUGCAACUCUUUAACCAGCUGAACUGCCGACGGACGGACAACGACCUCAACAUCCUUGCCGGCGUGCACCGCAACCCGUGGUUCAUCGGCGUCCAGCUCCUGACGCUCGCCGGCCAGAUUGUCAUCAUCUUCAAGGGCGGCAACGCCUUCCAGACGGCGCCGCUGACGGGCGCGCAGUGGGGCUGGUGCCUGCUGUUCGGCCUGCUGACCCUCCCGCUGGGUGCCGCCAUCCGCCAGGUCCCGGACUCGCUCGUCGCCGCCCUCGGACGGCGCCUGCGCCCUCUCGCCUGGCCGGUGCGCCGCGCCGUGCGCUUCUUCCGCGGCCGGAGGGAGAAGUCUAGGAGAAAAAACAAGUCGGAUCUCGAGCAGCGCAUCGGUGAUAGAGCGCCGUAUUACUUUGAGGACCUUGAGGAUGACGAGGAGAGGCGGGUGCGACGGAUCCAGUGGACGUGGCACUGGCAGCACGCGGAGAAGGCCACCACCACUACAACAAAUAGUACUAAAAAGAAGAAAGCCCCGACGGGCCACGGGAUCGCCAGCGCCAUGGCUUCGGCCGGCGCCGAUCUGGCCAACCAGACGGUCGCUGCCGUCGGGCUUCCGCAGCGGUUGGGCCGGGCCGCGACGGGGUUUUCGCAGGUGACUACGACGACAGCGGCGACUGCGACGGAGGACGACAACAACGACGACCUUUACACGGGCGCAGGCAGAGGCGAGAUUAUCGAUCUUCCGGCGGCCAUUGAGAGGGCGAAGCGCGGGGGUGGCGCCGAUACCGCCGCUGGCUCGUGGCGGCUGGAGGUGCACCCGGACACGGACAGGGACGAUCCGGUUAUUAUGCCUGACAUUAUCAGGGCCCGUGUGCCGCCGAGCCAGAACGCGGCGCUCCAACGGUGGAUGGCAUAG